UGACAUUGCUUAAUACUGAACACAAUCAUCAAAUUGAUAUUGAAACUACAAAGUUCGCUACGGCUUACAAAAGUUUUUCUCAGGAAAUUAUGGAACAAAUCAAAUAUUAUGUUAUACAUGGUCGAUGCGAUGCAACAAUGAUUAGGAAUCUUCUUCAACCCAAGUAUCCAGAUCGUAUCUUUCUUACUCAAGAUCUUGGGAAUGCCAUUCAAAAGAUAAAAAGAGAACAUCGAAUAAACUUAGGUGAUACGGCAUCUUUAUUAACAAAACUGUUAGAGUUCCAAGCUAAUGAUUCACGGUGGUUUGUAAAGCCAUUAAUCGAUGAUACAAGUAGCACACUUUAUCAAGAUUUUCUCAAAGAUUUUAAAAACAUUCAGCGUUCUUAUUGUGAAGAUGUAUUUGAGAAAAGAAUUGAAGGGUUAUUUGAAAAAUAUAGACCAGGAGAAAGAUAUAUAACAAUGUUGUUAGAUCGGAAACAUAUGUGGGUAAAAUGUUUUACAUCUCGAUGUUUCACAGCAGGAACACAAUCUACUCAACGUGUAGAAUCAGAAAAUGCAUUAAUUCAAAAGGUUAUACAAUCAAGUUAUUCUCUCUUGGAAGUUCAGGAAGCUUUAGAAAAUCGACUUGAAUUUGAGUCGAUUAAUAAUCGUUACUCAAUUUGGAAAACAUCAACAAUUCAAUAUACACAACCAUACAUUAUACAAACAUUUUUUACUGGUAUCGAUUAUAUAAUUAAAAAAUACCUGACUCAGCCAAUUUGUGAUGCACAUUAUAAACAAAUGUGUCAAUCU
Racocetra persica is the source of this 791-nucleotide messenger RNA. NCBI's taxonomy places the organism in Eukaryota, Fungi, Glomeromycota, Glomeromycetes, Diversisporales, Gigasporaceae. The record is from the annotation of a GenBank genome assembly.